Messenger RNA from Candidozyma auris, 1326 nucleotides. RefSeq lists its product as uncharacterized. Gene Ontology annotation, molecular function: 2 iron, 2 sulfur cluster binding; iron ion binding. The record is from RefSeq and is a predicted model, not a curated record. The coding region runs from base 1 to 1326 and encodes 441 amino acids. The transcript has a single exon. NCBI's taxonomy places the organism in Eukaryota, Fungi, Ascomycota, Pichiomycetes, Serinales, Metschnikowiaceae.
AUGGCAACAGCACAGAUUUCCAAACCUGCUCCUCCCCCUAUCGACGACUCAAAAGAGACCCUUUUGCCUGGCGAGCACACUCUUCCAGCAUCAUGGUGGACUUCAGAGAAGGUGUUCGAAUUGGAAAAGAGGGCUAUCUUCAAUAAGUCUUGGUUGUUUUGUAUUCACGAGUCAAGAUUCAAGAAAGCUGGUGACUAUUACACCUUCAACUUCACUGGGAUCAAUUUCUUCAUUAUCAAGUCUAAAACUGAUGGGAAGUUGAGAGCUUUCCAUAACGUCUGUCGUCAUCGUGCCUAUCCCGUUGUUCAGAAGGAAAAAGGUAGCUCUACUGUUGUUGGCUGUAAAUACCACGGAUGGAGUUACAAUUCCGAUGGAAUGUUGACUAAGGCACCUAAGUUUGAAAACGUGGAGGGUUUUGACAAGAAAGAGAACUCUUUGUUUCCAAUCAAAACCCAUGUCACUCCUCAAGGGUUGGUUUUUGUCAACUUCUGCAACGACCCCGAACAGUUCAUAGAGUUUGAAGACUUUUACAGUGGUCUCACGAAGGAGUUGGACGAGUUUGAUUUCUCUGAUUAUGAGUACCACAUGUCGUAUGAGUUGGAUGGCCUGUUCAACUGGAAGACAUUAAUGGACGGUUACCAAGAAUGCUACCACUGUCCUACUGCACACCCUGGCUUGAAUGCUGCAUUCAGAAUGGAAACAUACAAGGUUGUCCCAAAGAACAGAUACUGCCGCCACUACGCAGAGAUCGUGAGAAACGAAAAUGUGGAACCUAAAGAGAAGACUCAGGAGGGUUCUUGGUUUGGGUUUGGGAAGAAAAAGGCUGAACCUAAGAAGGAGACCAAGAAAAACGUGGGCGGUGAAUUCAAUGGUUUGUGGGUAUACUUGUACCCUACGAACGGUGUGAACUGCUACUCUCCUGCGUGGUACUCCAUCAGAGUGCUUCCCAUAACAGCUACCAAGACGAUUUUGCAAUACGACAUUUACACGAAAAAGGGUAUCUCAGAGGAGGAGAAGACGGAAUUCGUUGAUUUCUUGCAGUUGGUGGAGUUGGAAGAUUUCAACUUGUGCCAAUUGACGCAGAAGAACUUGAACCAGGGAAUCUACUCGUCCGGGUACUUGCACCCAGUGAAAGAAAGAGGGGUGUUGCACUACCAAGGGCUUGUGAGAGAUAUGGUGAAAGAACAUUUCGCUCUUGAGGAAGAGAGAGGAGGCCUUGUUAACCCGGCGAAGUUGGCGUGUGCCACGAACGACAGUGUGAAGGAGUUGGAUGAUCUUUGCAACAGAAUUGAGUGUGGCAGUGGAAACAAGGAAGUGGAGUGGUGA